AUGUCUGCAACUCUACCUUUUGUAAGAAGAUUUGCAGUUCCAUUUCCUGAUAUGAAUCGAUUUUUAAGUACAAAUACUAAAUUACACCAUUCUACUGAUAAAUCUCAUCCACACGAUUAUCAUGCUUAUUUAUGCAGUAUUUCAAAGGAUUCUGAAGAAGUAACAAAUUUUAUCAAUGUAUUUACUGAGGAACAUGGAGAAGCGCCAUCAUUUAAUAUAUUUGAAUCAUGUGAAAAAGUUAUAAAAAAACGUGCUGUGAACAGUGAUUCAAAAGAACAAACAAAAGCAGAAGAUAGCUCAGAAAACUCGACCACUAAUCAAUUAGAAGAAUUAACGCAAUUUUGUCAUAAUCAACCAUCAACAGUCAAUAAACGCUGGGGACCAAAACCGCUCGAUGGACCAAUUUCUAUCGAUUUUAUAAGUCAAAUGCUGGAAGCUCGAAAAGUCAAAUCCUAUCCAUAUUCAAACCAAUUGGAUCCAUAUGUUGUGUGA
Didymodactylos carnosus is the source of this 492-nucleotide messenger RNA. Lineage: Eukaryota; Metazoa; Rotifera; Eurotatoria; Philodinida; Philodinidae. The record is from the annotation of a GenBank genome assembly.